Messenger RNA from Funneliformis caledonium, 266 nucleotides. Lineage: Eukaryota; Fungi; Glomeromycota; Glomeromycetes; Glomerales; Glomeraceae. The record is from the annotation of a GenBank genome assembly.
AUGAUAUUGAUGAUUAUAUAUCCACUAAUGUAAAAGAUAAUAACAAUGCAUUGGCCAGUAUAAAGGACGAUAAUAAUGCAUUGAUUAGUACAAAAGAUGAUAAUAAUGUAUUGGUCAAUACAAAGGGUAAUAAUAAUGCAUUGGUUGGUACAAAGGAUAAUAAUAAUACAUUUGCUGAUGCAAGAGAUGAUGAUUCAUCGGCUGGUAUAAAAGAUGAUGAUUUAUUAGCUAAAGGUGAUUCAGAAACAGGCUUUUUAAAUGAUUAG